Molecule: messenger RNA, 644 nt
Organism: Gadus macrocephalus (Pacific cod)
Lineage: Eukaryota; Metazoa; Chordata; Actinopteri; Gadiformes; Gadidae
Product: 14-3-3 protein beta/alpha-like
Biological process (GO): signal transduction
Cellular component (GO): cytoplasm
Source: RefSeq, a predicted model, not a curated record
UUAAGCUGGUUCUCAAUGCUCUGUGUCUCCCAGGAACUGCUGGACAAAUAUCUCAUCAACAACUGCCGACUCUGCCAACGCAGAAAGCAGGUGUUCUACCUGAAGAUGAAGGGCGACUACUUCAGAUACCUGGCCGAGGUCGAGUCUGAAGACGCAAAGCAAGAGACGAUAAGCCAGUCCCAGGCAGCCUACCAGAGUGCGUUGGACAUCAGCACUAAGGAAAUGACGUCCACCCACCCCAUCCGGCUGGGCCUGGCCCUCAACUUCUCCGUCUUCUAUUACGAGAUCCUCAACGCCCCAGACAAGGCCUGCACCCUGGCCAAAAAGGCGUUUGACGAUGCCAUCACGGAGCUGGACAGCCUGGCCGAGGACACCUAUAAGGACAGCACCCUGAUCAUGCAACUCCUCCGAGACAACCUGACGCUAUGGACGGCUGACAACACUGACAACACGGCAGAAGAGGGUGAGCCGGCGAGGGAGAGAACUAAAGCACCCCCUAGCGGUCUCCGUGGAGAACUACAAGAGAAAAAUCUUUUUACACUUCUUCAUUCCUUAUUGUUCCACUUGACAUGAUAAUGGUUCCAAAUGUCAGUUGUAGACACCGGCCUCUGCAUCUUCAAAUUUAAAAGAUUUAUAUUCUGGAA